Messenger RNA from Xyrichtys novacula (pearly razorfish), 11837 nucleotides. The record is from the annotation of a GenBank genome assembly. NCBI's taxonomy places the organism in Eukaryota, Metazoa, Chordata, Actinopteri, Labriformes, Labridae.
AGACUGUGAUGGACACCGAGUGAGAAAGGAACAGUGUUGAGGCACUCCAGGACACACAGAGCAACAAUUUAUCAACUCAACUUCAGUGGAAAGAGAAUCUACCAUGGCCAACCAUAAGGGUAAGUGAUGGGUCUAUCCUCAGUCUGCCUUUUUAUUGUUCCUGUUUUUCUCUAUGUUUCUUGCCCCGCUCUCUUACCUUGUAUAACCCUUCUUUUGGGAGAUAAUAAUAUGUGAAAUAUGUGCUGAUCUGGACUCCCCACUCGGGUGUGAUGUGACCCAUCCUAAUUCCUGCAACAAAUUCAACCCUACUUGGUAUGGGGGCCAGACCAGCACAAGACAGAUUCAUUUAUAAACUAGGUGUUAGAUUAUCUCUUUUAUUCUGAAAGCCUGGGAAUACUACAGUGAUGCAACAGUUCAGAAAGUGAGCAACAGUGGUUUUCUAAGCAUCUGUUGGUGCUUUGGUACAUUUUUCCAAACACAAACAGCGCAUGCCUGCUGUAAAUCAACACUGUUUGCUGACAAUGCCAGUGUGGCAGACUGAACUACACUAUCAACUUAAGUCAACUUUUUAAAUAACACCAAUCCAAGUUAUCUCAAGUUAUCACAUGACCAAAAGUUUAAUAAAUGAAAAAAGAAAAAGAAAAAAAAAAAAAAAAAAGGACAGGAAAAAUCUUAAUUUAAAAAAACUACAUGUUCUGAUAUGACAAUAAAGACACGGACAGUCAUUAUUUUCAAUUUUUAACAUUUGUGAUUCAAUUGGUCCACAUGUAAAUCUCGCUGCCAUGCAGAGGUGAGCUUAUAAACCCCUUUUAUUUUGCAGUCUUGAUUAACUGGGCCAGAUUAAUCUUCAACGAAAUUGUUGACACUAAACUUGUGUUAAUUUGGCAUUAAAGCUUUUGCAAGAGGAUUUUUAUUCCUUUUGUCAAAUUCCAAUCUACUUUACCAUGUAAAGUCACACAUGCCUUUAUUUUCCCACGACUUGAUAAUGACGACAGUCCUUUCAUCUGCCUCAAUCAAAGAUAUUUUAAGUGACUCUAGACUGUUUGUACUCAGCUGCCAGACUUAACAAGUACCAAGAUAAGUACCCACACAGCACCAGUUUUUUGUCUUUUGUUUUUUUUUACACUGGCUCCCAUGUGUUAGAAUCAGUUUUGAAGAUCUUACUUGCUCGCCUCUUAGGUUGUUCAUAGCCACUCACUCCAUGCACCAGUUCUGAACUCUUCAGCAUAUUUGAGCCAGUGCUCACUCAUGGUUAAGCUUAUCAGCCUUCCUUUUGGUGACUCUGUGGUUCUAAGGUUUGUGUUGACUUUAACUUUUUUAUUUGCCUUAUUUUGCCAUUUUUAGUCUUCUAAAACACUGGAACAAGAUUUUGGCAAAUUGCUCUUGAAUAAAGAUGAUUAUUAUUUUGAGCUGGCUGAACUCUAUGAUUCCUCAUCCUUUCUUUUUACAACUUUAACUCAACAUGUCUCAUAUUAGUGGCUUAGCUGUUAAUGUGAAGUGGUGUAAUGUUGAUUUUUGAAGAAACUCAGACUGAACUCUUAAAACUCCCAUCAUUUAAAAAAUAUGUCUAGUUUUUGACAGAUUGAUGUUUAAAAUGUGUCUCUGUUGGUCCCGCCAGGUUUGAUCGUUGAUAUGGAUUUAAGAAGUCAUGAAAACAACUUGUUUCAUCGUACCAGAGAGAUUGAUCGGGAGCGGCUGAUUGUUCGCAGGGGUCAACCUUUCUCUAUCACCCUGCAGUGCUCUGACUCUCUGUCCCCAGAACACAACCUGGAGCUUGUUCUGCACCUCGGUGAGUCCAGCCUGACAUGGGAGACAUGUUUUCUGUAGCUACUAGUAUGCUACUCACUGUAAAGAUAAGCAGCCUGUUUACAAGCAGCCUACUUACACUGCUCAGUUAUGCCUCUACUCUUAGUCUAGGUACAACCAAAUAGAGCAGGAAGAAAAUAACGACAGAAAACAUAGAUUAAAUAGAGAUUUUGAGAUUCUCAUUUAGAUCCUGCAUUGACCAUGCAUUAUUGGAAUUAAAGUCUAUUAUCUCCCAGAUAAAGAAAGAGCAAAUGUUUUUCAACGUAGUUUACUCUUAAUUAUCUAUGAGACUUGAUUAGAGCAAAAUGUCAGGGUUGUAAGAGUUUGUUAUCUAAGCUAGACUGAGAAAGAAGGUCAGCUAAGAGUCAAGACUACUUUUAGAUAAGGUUUGUUAGCUUAGCUCCAUCAAUGUUUUAGCAAAUUACAGAGUGAAGUUCUUUACCUGCAAGGAGAACUUGUUACCUCUGCCAAGGAGGUUAUGUUUUCGGUAGCAUUGGUUUGUUUGUUUGUUUGUUAGUUUGUUUGUCUGUUAGCAACUUUACAGAGAAAGUAACAAACGGAUUGACCUGAAAUUUUCACCAGAGGUGCAUCUCAGCCCCACGAGGAUCCCAUCAAAUUUUGGUGGUGAUGUGGACAAAAUUCUGAAUACUGUGACCCAGAACACACAAAAAUAAGGGUAUCGUUGGAAUUUUCAUUGCUGAAAGAUAACCCAUGGGCAGCACAGUGGUGUAGAAAGGCGGCACAGUGGUGUAGUUAGUAGCCUCACAACCAGAACGUCCUGGGUUCGAAUCUGGGUCAGGGCAUUUCUUGUUUAAGGGGGGACAUGAGCUGCUUGGCGGAGGUCUGCGCUCUCCGAGUGCUUUUCUAGUUUAAAGUAAUAUUGAAGAUGAUCAAACUAACUGUAGAUCAUUUAAGGAGGUGAAUGGCUGAGUUGUAUUUAAAGUGAUUAUGUACUAUCUGGACUUUGAGAUAAUUUCAUUGGAAAAAAAAUUUAAAGGAAACAAUCUACAGGUUUAUCCUGAGAAACCUUUCACCAGCUUUUUUUUCUUUUUGUGUCUCCUCCAUUGGUAUUUGAGUUUCCCACUAUAAAGAUGGCCACAGAUUAAAAAAAAUGUCAGUAUGUGUUAAUAUGGGCAAUGGCAGAAAGGAAUUUCUCUCUGGUGCUUGCUCAAACCCCCUAAAAGAGCUUCAUGAGGAACCUGAGUGAACAAAAUUCCUGCUCUUAUUCCCCGAUGGCAGUGUAACGCUGACUCAGACAUACGUAAUAGUUGAUGGUUUUAGAACCUGUUUUUAGGAGACACUUCUGUUUCUUCAGGUCAGAGGGAUGAGGUGGUGAUCAAGGUUCAAAAGGGGUAUGGGUCUGCAGACAAGUGGUGGUUUCAGCAUCAGAGAGCUCAAGAUGAAAUACUGCUGACCCUGCACAGUCCUGCUGAUGCUAUCGUCGGUCAGUACCGCCUGGUUGUGUUGGUGAUGUCGCCUGAUGGACACAUUGUAGAGGAGAUUGACCAAAUUGGGUUCCACCUGCUCUUCAAUCCAUGGUGCAAAGGUAAGCAGAGAGCAGACUCUCAUUUCUAUCUUCUUAUCCUAGAGGUCUGACUUCCUGCAGCUUGUAAACUUGGUCAUAAAGAGGCUAAAGUUAAGACUAUUGUACAGUAAUUAAAAAAAAUGGAGGACCCAGAAUGCAGAUUCAUCAAAAAGGAGCAAAGUUCAAAGUCUAAACUCAAACACCAGGAAGCUCCGGGGGAAGAAACGGGGGAAAAUGCGACAGGAAACAGAUUCAGAAUGAACCAACAAAUAAGUGAUGAAACAGAGUCUGAAGAGUGACUGGGACAAUCAAAACACAGGAGUGAAACAAGACCAGACCCAGUGGAGGAGUACCAGAGUUUUUUUAUGAAUCUUAUCUAGUCUGUAGAUCCUUACAUUUCAUGUGAAAUCUUAUUACAACUGUAACCUUGUAAUUUCUGACCACUACCAUGAGGAGAGGAGCUUACUUGGUUUUGUGUGUUUGUGUGUGUGUGUAUCAGAUGAUGUUGUGUACCUCCCUGAUCAGAGCCAGCUUCAAGAAUAUGUAAUGAAUGAAGAUGGAGUCAUUUACACGGGGUCCUCGGACUUCAUCGGAAGUAUGCCCUGGAAUUAUGGACAGGUAUCCCACUUAAACACACUCUUACCCACACACAGUUGUGUCUCUGAGUUGUGCGUGUCUGUGUCCAUCAGGUCAGUGGGUGGCCUGUGUGAAUUGUCACAGCAGUGUGACAGCAGAGACUCAGAGCCUCUCUUGGAUUAGAAUUGAUAGUUUGUUGGACGGAGGAAACUUCUGGAUAGAGGUGUCAGAAUGUAACUAAACCACACAGACAAGGGCCUGUCCUUUCACAGCUCACUGAGAGGACAGACAAAGACAGAGUUUAUGUAAAAGACAGUCACUUAUACACAUACAAACCAGAAAGAAAACAAAUGUGACUAUAAACUGAUUUUAAAAGGCUAUGAAGCCCUCUCCUGUUCAUUUCCUCUCAUUCUUCUCUACUUUCUGUUUAAUUCUCCUCUAGUUUGAAGACAACGUGAUGGACAUCUGUUUUGAAGUCUUGGACAACUCGAAUGAUGCUCUAAAAAACUCAAAGAUGGACAUUGAAAGGAGAUCUGACCCAAUCUACAUCAGCAGGAUAUUCACAGCGAUGGUAAUGAUCUCUUCUGUUCUCCUCCACAUAUCUUCGAACACUGAGAGUUAAAAUACAGAAUAAUUAAAAAAAAUAUAAAUAAAUAACAUCUGCAUUCAGUUACACCAACAAAUAUGAUCCUGAGUGGUCCAACAAACAUACAGUCCUUGAAAGCUUUAGAUGUGAUAAAAACCUAGACACUAGGGGUGGGAGAAAAAAUCUAUACAGCAUUGUAUUGCGAUAUUUUGUCUGGUGAUAUAUCGUCUCAUUUACCAAGUAUUGACUUUUCAAAUUAGUUGCUAAUAUGAUGUCAAAUAUGUAAUAAUGGAAAAAUAAAAUCAACUGUUUGUCCAGUGAGGUUGGCAGAGGUGGUAUCAUGGAGCAGGAGAAAGUUCGUACAACAAAUUUAUAAAGUUUGCAAGAUGUGCGACAUGAAAAUGAAAUACAGUGUAAGACAAACGUAAAGGAAAGCCAAAUGCUGAAUUUGCUUAAAAAUUGUAUAAAUCGCAAUAUAUUGAAUCACAAUACUUGCUGUAUUGCAAAAUGUUACAAAUUGCAAUAAUAUCAUAUCGUGAACCAAGUCUCGUGAUAACAUUGUAUCAUGGGGCCACUAGUGAUUCCCACACAUACUAGACACGCUUUUUUAAAAGUAAUCUGACCAAAUGAAGGCUGACCAUAUUUUAAGAAUAGCUGUUGCCAUCGUCUUGAAAAGUCUCUGUUUGGAUCUUAUUUAUUCAAUCCAAUAACUUACAUUUAACUUCAUAAAGUUAUUUAAUUGUUACCUCCGCCAAGGAGGUUAUGUUUUCGGUAGCGUUGGUUGGUUUGUUUGUUUGUCUGUUAGCAACUUUACGGAGAAAGUUACAGACGGAUUGACCUGAAAUUUUCACCAGAGGUGCGUCUCAGCCCCAGGAGGAUCUCAUUACAUUUUGGUGGUGAUCCGGACAAAAUUCUGGAUACUGUGAUCCAGAACACACAAAAAUAAGGGUGUUGUUGGAAUUUUCAAUGCUGAACAAUAACCAAUGGGCGGCACACUGGUGUAGAUAGGUAUCACAGUGGUGUAGUGAGUCCCCUCACAACCAGAAGGUCAUGGAUUUGAAUCCCGGUCAGGGCAUUUCUUGUUUAAGGGGGGACAUGAGCUGUUUGGCAGAGGUCUGCGCUCUCCGGGUGCUUUUCUAGUAUAGUAUCUAUUUUAUUGUUUUAAAUACCAUUUAAUCCUAACUGUUAAACUGGUGGAAAAUGACGUGAAUCCAUACUCAUGUAGUUGGUGAUGUAGGUUUACACAUUCAAAUCAUGCUUCUUGCAGUGAUUUACAUUCUUCUCGCCAUUAUUCCUCCACCUGUCCAGGUGAACUCGAUAGGUGACAGGGGUGUGUUGGUGGGUCGCUGGAAUGAGCCAUACACUGGAGGUAUUGCACCGUCCAGAUGGACAGGCAGCGUGCCGAUCCUCAGGCAGUGGAGCAAAGAUGGAGCAAAGGCGGUGAAAUAUGGACAAUGCUGGGUGUUUGCUGGGGUCGCCUGCACAGGUGAGGUUCAAACAAGUUGUUUAAUGUUAGCUGAGAUCUGAACCUUCAAUCCAAUCCAAUUUGCUUGAUUUAUAUAGCACAUUUUAAAAAAACAUUCACGUUUACCAAAGUGCUGCACAGUAAAAUUAAAAAAACCAACACUGCAGAAAUAAAGAAAAAAAAAAGUGGUCCAAUGUUUGUAGAUAUCAGAAUGAGUAGUAUAAGGACCAACAUGUAUAAAAACAAGAAGUGGAGAAGAGAAAAAAGGAAAGACUUAUCCCAAAAGUGUGAUGUUUGUGUCUUCACAGUGUUGCGCUGUCUAGGAAUCCCAACACGCCACAUCACAAACUUUGAUUCAGCUCAUGACGUGGAUGGAAAUCUCUCUGUGGACGUUGUGCUGAAUGACAGACUGGACUCAGGAGAGAAGGGGGACAGCAAAUGGUAGGAACACAUGCUCACACACACACACACACAUACAUGCCGGCAAUGUUCACUCAUGAUUAUUUAGUCAGAGCAGGGAUUUCGGAUUUAGUGAAUUAUACUCUCUUGGUGGUUUCAGGAACUUUCACUGUUGGGUCGAAUCCUGGAUGAAGAGAGAUGAUCUCCCUAAAGGGAAUGAUGGCUGGCAGGUUUUGGACCCCACCCCUCAAGAACUGAGUGAUGGUACAUUCCUUAAUUUUUACCUUAGAUCUGCCUGCCCCUCUCAUAAUCCCUUUGCAUGUUUUAAAGCGAUUUCUCACUUCAUAUAACCAAAAUCUACACAGUAUCCAUCCUGCCUGUUGACUCUUGUCUUUCAUCACUGGUAGCCAUCCUCGUAAAUGUUCUAUAAAAGUAACAUGCUGGAAUUUGAAUAUGGUAUUUCCUCAUUUUUGAUACCGUCAUGAAAAUCCAACUUCUUUUCCUGAUCUGCUCCUCAGGUGUAUUUUGCUGUGGUCCAUGUCCAGUCACGGCCAUCAAGGAGGGGAAUCUGGAGGUAAAAUACGACGCCCCGUUCAUAUUUGCUGAGGUGAACGCUGACAUCAUCCACUGGAUCAUCAAACCAGGUGGCCAAAAGCAGAGGGUGAGAGUUUUUUCUAAACUGAAUGUUUUUUUUUUUGUCUUUGUCUUUUUUUUUUUUUUUUUUUUUUUUUUACUUAAUUAGGAGAUGGUAUUAAUGAUUUUUAAUACUGUUCCAGAUCAGAGUGGACCAACGGAGUGUUGGGAGGAGUAUCAGCACCAAAAGUGUUUUUGGUGACUACAGAGAUGAUGUUACUCUACACUACAAAUAUCCUGAAGGUGAGUUUGAAAGUAUCUGCAGCUUUCCACGACAAUAAAGAGCUUUUUGGCUGUUUAACUUCUUACAAAAUGUGCAAAAAAUAAUGUGUGAUCAGUUUUGGUUUUGAAGUUCCCAUCUUGUGUUUCAAGGCUCCAAAAAGGAGAGGGAGGUGUACGAGAAGGCAGGGCGCCGAGUCACAGAGCCAAUCAGUGAGAGGGCAGAACCUGCGCAACUGCACCUGUCAAUCAAGAACGCCAAACCUGUAUUUGGGACGGACUUUGAUGUGAUUGUUGAGGUAAAUAAUACCGAGACUGUAGCUGAAUGGAUUUAUGAAAAUGACAAAAUGGGAAGGGGAGACGGAGGUCUGCUGCACGAGGGAACUGUGCCAACAAGUCAUGUUUCUUCAAUCAGAAACACGCAAGAAAAAUGGUUUCAACACUGCGCACAUUUAGUGAAAAUUUACCCCUACAAGAGCAGACAUGUGGAGAAAGUUCAGCUGAAUUCCUUGGGGAGAAAAUGUUCUUGAAAUAUUUUAAGGAGGACAUCACCAGGGCCCUUCCCACCCUGAUCUGAAGUGUAAAAAUAUUUCCCAGGAGCUCCAUUUCUAUGCUAAUUUUCUGUUUGGAUAAAGCCUCAUUUUCUUUUCCCUCAAUGGGUUUGGUAGUUUUUCCUAAAAUAUUCCCAGAGCCCGCAGAGUGAGCUGGAGGGGCUCUUAUUUAUUCUCUAAGCAGGGUGGGUUGGUGCUACAAUGAGGAUUAGCGACCAACUAUUGUUAUUGUCCCUCCUCUCCCUCACACACAUCAGGGGAGGCGUGAGUGAGUGUGAAAGUUGUCCCAAGUUGAACCACAGUUCAUUUUGCAUCAGUUGUCCUAAGUUGACCCAAAGUAGGUGAAAGGAAGAUAUAGAACGUGCUCCAGUAAAUUCCCAGUACCCCGGUUUGAAAUGAUUGAUCUUGAGCUGCUUUUGUGUUAGACUUAUUUUUUUAUCCUUUUGUAGAUGCAAUGAAAAAAAAAAAGAGUGAUCUCUUAAGUUGAUUCAGAUUUUGAUCAAGUCACUUAUCUAUUCUGUCAACAGGUGAAGAAUGAAGGAGCCACAGAUGCUCAUGCUCAGCUGACCAUGCUGGCCAUGGCUGUAACGUACAAUUCUCUCCACCGGGGGGAGUGUCAGAGACAAACUACCAGUGUGACUGUGCCACCUCAUAAAGGUUAGAAACGCAGACAAACCUUUAAAAACAAAACAACAAUGAAGCUGUGUGUCACCUGCACACGUUCCAUAUUCUUAUUUUGUAGCAGAACUGAAGUAUUUUGAGCAUUGUUCCCCCUUUCGUGUUUGUUUCUGUAUUUAGUCCACAGGGAGGUGCUGCGACUGCAUUAUGAAGACUAUGGCAGGUGUGUCUCUGAACAUCAUCUGAUCAGUGUUAAGGCGCUCUUGGAGACUCACGGGGGGAAUGAGCCCAUCAUGGCCAUGGCCAACAUCCCACUGAGCAAGCCUGAAGUCCUCAUACAGGUGAGGGCAAGCUGAACUAACCCAGACAGUUGGUCUGUUUUGGCUCCAAAUCAUUGUUUAAAGAACUUAAUUGCAUGUUGUCCCAAGGAAGCUAAGACAAAUGACCCUUAUUGUUUUCUUCUUUGUGACACUGUGUUUCAUAAAGGGCUGUUGCCUUAUUUUUGCAGAUCUUUAAUUCUCUAUAUAGCAGCAAUGGCCUUGGUAUGGUUUGACUGGAGACUAAGUAUUUGCAUAUCCUGCUCAUUGCUUCAGGGCAGCAGUAUAGGCUACUGCUACCCCUGGUCUGGUCAAGAAUUUAGGAGCAAAGACAUCAGUUCACAGGGCUGAGAUACUAUGAUACUUUCCUUCUGCAGGUACCAGGGAAGGCUUUUGUUUGGGAACCAGUGACAGCUUUCAUGUCCUUCAUCAAUCCUUUACCGGUCCCCCUGAAAGGAGGAAUCUUCACUGUGGAGGGGGCUGGCCUACUGUCUCACACAGAGAUCCGUGCUGAGUAAGUACUGAGUUGGCCAGUUCAGGCAUGUGCAAAUGUGGAUCAAAAGUUCAAUCAGCUAAACACUUGCUGUAUAAAUACUGCCCCCAUCUUCAUCAAUUCACAUCAGCAGUUUAUUGUUGAUGACCUGCAUUAGGGUGUAUGCAUCAGAUCUUCAUGAGUUCGACUUGACCAUGAUUUCUGAUUGAGGAUGAAGUUCAGAAUUUAUUAACUUUUUAAGUGUUAUGCCAGCUAAGAUAGGUUCAAAGUAAGAGUAAGUUACAGCUAAAACCUAAUAUCUUUGUCUGUGAAGGUGUAAAGUCCUUCAUAUAAAGGCUUUAGGUUGUUAUAUCGGUGGUCUUGAAGGAGGAUGAGCAGCAGUGGGUUUUACAAAUUAUGAAAAAAAAAUUCAUUUUGAUCUGUGUUCCUGCUGUUAUUUUCUAUAAGUGGAGAUCUAACACCGCGUUUUAUAAAUAUAUUACAGCCCUAGUUGGCGAUUUCACCGCUAAAUGUCACUGUUAUAAUUUUGCACUACUGAUUAUCCCCUUAUCAUGAUGCUUUGUCAUAUUUUACAUACUUCACAUUACUGUUGAGGAACAGGAACAAACUGCUAUUUUCAGCUGUUCGCCUGUGAACAGGCAGUCAGGCUUUAGAGUUAACACGUGAACAACAUGCCAAAAGGAGAAAAGCCUCUCUCUGAUUGGCUGCUAGAAGUGUGCACGUCAUAUCUGCAACAAUACUUUGGUUAGUUUGGAAGGUCUGUACUGGUUGACCUUAAGUCUCCACAAUGAAGCCAAACAAAGUAACAAACAAGCUAGUCUCAGUGUAUGGUUUAGUACGGAUUUUACACCCUUUCUUAAAACGCAACUAUAACAGAGCUGGUGCAACAGGCCAUGGCUGUACAAGGACCUACAUUGAGGACAUGACUAACUUCAAAACCCAGAAGCAUAUGAUCAUUACCCUGAAACUAAAAGUCACUGAGAAGGCUGGCUUAGAAAGUAUCUAACACUUAUUAAAUGGACAUACAAGAUAUAUGGAAACUUGAUUAAACUUACAUGGAAAGAGAAAUCCUGGAUCAGGAAUGUCACACAGCAAUAGAAGUUGAAGCAGUCAGGAUUCAAGAGGAAUACAAAAACCAUUUUUAUUGGGCUUUUUAAAAAAUUCUCCUGACACAAUGAGAAUAAAGUAUGUAUCAUUUUUAAGCAGGUUUUCAAACCCUACAUUUUUACUACUUUCUUAUAAACUCACUGUUUUAGCGAUCCUCAUUUUCCCUGUAUUUGAAUGAUUUUCUCUUCCUUUUUUUAUAUUUUUGGGGAAAUCAAGCUUUUAUUUUAUUCAAUCCCAUGAUCAGUUCUUCUUACUUUAAUUUUCUCUUGUUUACUUGUAAUUAAUCGCAGGAAAAAGGCCUUUUGUCCCCUAUAACUUUCUGGUAAACAGCACUAAAAUAUAUAGCAACAGCUGAAAUAAAGGCUUAACCCAAAAUAAAAAAAAUCCAUAUUUCCACAAGUUUGGCCUGCAGGUUGUACAAAUAUAAAUCAAACCCAGUAUUUAACACUUUGAUAUUUGUUUCCUUUGUCAGUGGUGACAUAGCUCCAGGACAGAAGGUGUCGGUGAAACUCGCUUUUUCGCCUGUUCGGACCGGAGUGAGGAAGCUCCUGGUAGACUUUGACUCUGACAGACUGAAGGACGUGAGGGGGGUCGCCACUGUGGUUGUCCGCAAGAAAUACACCCCUGUAUUCACUGGAUUUCACUAACAUGCUUUGAGCUCACUAAAAAUGACAUGUGGUGUUAUUUGGUGAGAGUACAAGGCAUUCCCUAAAUGUGAGAGGAGGAGCUGCUCUGCCUCAGUGCUGUGAUGCGAAAAGAAACUUAAGAUGAACUAAAUACUGUAAAAGAAAGGAAGCUGAUCAAUUCAAAAAGUUCAACAUAAGCACAAAAAAAGCUGCCAUGUACAAUGGAAGUGACUGAACAUGUGAACAUUGUGUAUUCCUAAAGUAAAAGAAUAAAUUAAAUUAAAGUAAAGUAAAAUAUUUGAUUAAAAUAAAGCUUUUUUUCUGGUAAAAGUUUGCAUUUUACCACAAAAUUAAUCUUCAACUUUGUGUGUUAAAUUGAAGAAUCCAAUUCUGUUUUUCCUUUUAUAGCAAAAAAGGUUGUACCAUAUCUAUAAAGGUUAAGUUCUGGCAACCCGGUGGCUGUUUUUUUUAUCUUACAAAAUUUGGAGUUUUUUUCAGUGUGAUCUCCCAUUAAAGACAUGCAAAGAGGAAUACAUUUUGUUUUCUUCAUAUUCUUCCACUGAACCAUUUCAUUCCCUAUAUUUUCAACACUUAACUGAUAUCCUGAAUUUGAAUCUUCCUUUCUUCUCCACCUUCCUUCCUUGUCCCUGUAAAAAAGAGUCAUUAAUGCAGGGUUAGAAACACGAUGCUGUUUGCUUUUUUAUGUAUGCUUUGUGGAAAUAUCUAAUCACACAAAUUGUCUUUUUGUAUUUUGGUUACUUAAUAUACUUUUGCACUGCUUCCAAACUGAGUCAUGAUAUGUAUUUUAAACUACCACUUUAUCACAUUAUGUUAUCUAUUCAUUUGUAUACGACUUCUACACCACGCGGAUGAGACGUGCAUCUUGUAUGCUGUCAAUAAAUAGUUUUUUCACAAA